ACCCCACCCCCCCGCACGGCGUUCAGGGGCCGGUGAUCUCCGUCAGCCGCCCCCCCCCCGACCUCUCUUCGUCUUCAUCGUCUUGUUCUCUCGCCUCUCCCAACUUUCUCUGAGGUUCCCUCUUUCCCCGCUCCCUCGCUCGUCCUCUGAAGCAGCCUGACUGGAGGGGGGUCCUGACCGGGGGGGGGGGUCACUGAUACAGACUCCAUAAGGAACGGACAGCCGGGCAGGAGCGGAGAAUCUGCGGAGGACUCGUGUCUCUCUCUUCCUCUUCCUCCUUCUUUCUCUCCACCUCUCUAUUUAUUUAUUUGCACUUGUUUUGCCCUGGCACACUCCUCCCCCCAUCCCUCAAUCUCUACCCAUGCAUUUCCACCCCCGUCCCCAUCCCACCUCCCCCACCCCCCCCAACAGCAAGAGAUAAUGUGACCUUCUGCCAAAGAGCUGGAACCCAUGACUCUCUCCCAGCAGCCCUGCAAUACUGAAAUAGACUCAAACAAGUGAGGACAGAGAGAGUGUGUGAGAGGGAGGGAAGACAGAGGGAGAGAGAGAGGGGGAGAGAGAGAGAGGGAGGGAGGGAGGGAAGAGAGGGAGCGUGAAAAAACAAAAAAGGAAGGUAGAAGCCACAGACGAGGAAUGCGUCUUCGGGAGACCGGGCUGGAUGCGGAGAGCGGACGCAGGUCGUAGGUGGCUGAGAUGGGAGUUCCUUUAGGGCGGUUGAGCGCCUCCCUGUGGCCGUUGCUGCUACAGCUGCUCUGCGCUGCCCCCUGCUGCCUGGGCCGGCCGUUCGCGCCGCCGCCGCCGCCCGCGGUCAACGUGGCGGUGGUGUUCAGCGGCUCCGCCUACCAGACGGAGAUCAAGGGCCGGCUGAGCCGGGAGAACUUCCUGGACCUGCCGCUGGAGGUGAACCCCAUCACGGUGCUGGUGAACAACACCAACCCUCGCACGCUGCUCACGCGCGUGUGCGACACGCUGGCCUCCAGCCGCGUGCACGGCGUCGUCUUCGAGGACAACGUGGGCUCCGAGGCGGUGGCGCAGAUGCUGGACUUCAUCUCCGUGCAGACGGGCGUGCCCAUCGUGGGCAUCAGCGGGGGGUCCGCCGUGGUGCUGCCGUACAAGGGCGAGGGGUCAGCCUUCCUCCAGCUGGGUUCGUCCAUCGAGCAGCAGGUCAACGGGAUGUUCAAGGUGAUGGAGGAGUACAACUGGGACAACUUCGCCGUCAUCACCAGCCUGUACCCCGGGUACGAGGCCUACGUGGACUACAUCCGCUCCUUCACCGACACCAGCUACUUCCUGUGGGACCUGCAGGACGUGCUGACCUUCGACAUGUCGGAGGGGAUGAGCGACAUCCGGGCGCGCCGGGUGCUGCAGCAGGUGGACGCGCAGGUGCUGCUGGUGUACUGCUCGCACGACGAGGCGCGCUUCCUGUUUCGCAUGGCCGCCGACGUGGGCCUGGUGGGGCCCGGCUACAUCUGGAUGCUCCCCGGCGUGGCGGUGGGGAACCCGGACCUGCCCCCCCCCGACAGCUUCCCCGUGGGACUCAUCAGCAUCAUCACCGCCCGCUGGAAGCUCAGCCUGAGGAAGAGGGUGCGGGACGGCGUGGCCAUCGUGGUCAAGGGCGUGCAGAGCUUCCGCAAGUACCAGGGGCCCCUCCCGGAUGAGCACGCAGACUGCCGCGGGGGCCCCCGGGCCCCCAGCAACAACACACUCUUUAAGCAUAUGCUGAACGUGUCCUGGGAACACAAGGACUUCUCCUUCAACAGCGAUGGUUACCUGAGCAACCCGUCCAUGGUCGUCAUCACCCUGGACCGCGAGCGCCAGUGGGACAAGGUGGGGGACUUCGCCUCAGGGAUCCUGCAGAUGCGCUACCCGGUCUGGCCGCGGUUUGGGAGGUACCUGGAGGCGGUGUCGGAUAACCGGCACCUGACGGUGGCCACGCUGGAGGAGCGGCCCUUCGUCAUCGUGGAGAGCGUGGACUCGGCCACCGGCACCUGCGGCAGCAACACCGUGCCCUGCCGCCGGCAGUCCAACAAGACCGAGGCCAUCGUGGGCCACACGGAGCCGUACACCAAGCUGUGCUGCAAGGGCUUCUGCAUCGACAUCCUGAAGAAGCUCUCGCGCAACGUCAAGUUCUCCUACGACCUGUACCUGGUCACCAACGGCAAGCACGGCAAGCGGGUCCGCGGCACCUGGAACGGGAUGAUCGGAGAGGUGGUCUACAAGCGAGCCGACAUGGCCAUCGGAUCCCUGACCAUUAACGAGGAGCGCUCGGAGAUCAUCGACUUCUCCGUCCCCUUCGUGGAAACGGGCAUCAGCGUGAUGGUCGCCAGGAGCAACGGCACCGUCUCCCCCUCUGCGUUUCUGGAGCCCUACAGCCCGGCUGUGUGGGUGAUGAUGUUCGUCAUGUGUCUGACGGUGGUGGCCGUCACUGUCUUCGUCUUCGAAUACUUCAGCCCUGUGGGAUACAACCGCAGCCUCGUCAGUGCCAAAGAUCCAGGGGGCCCCACCUUCACCAUCGGGAAGUCAGUCUGGCUGCUCUGGGGCAUCGUCUUCAACAACUCCGUCCCCAUCGAGAACCCCAAGGGCACCACCAGCAAGAUCAUGGUGCUGGUGUGGGCCUUCUUCGCCGUCAUCUUCCUCGCCAGCUACACCGCCAACCUGGCGGCCUUCAUGAUCCAGGAGCAGUACAUCGACACCGUGUCGGGGCUCAGCGACAAGAAGUUCCAGAAGCCCCAGGAGCAGUACCCGCCCUUCCGGUUCGGCACGGUGCCCAACGGGAGCACGGAGAGGAACAUCCGCAGCAACUACCCGGAGAUGCACGCGCACAUGGUGAAGUACAACCAGAAGGGCGUGGAGGACGCGCUCAACAGCCUCAAAACAGGGAAGCUGGACGCCUUCAUCUACGACGCGGCCGUGCUCAACUACAUGGCGGGGAAGGACGAGGGCUGCAAGCUGGUGACCAUCGGCAGCGGGAAGGUCUUCGCCACCACCGGCUACGGCAUCGCGCUGCAGAAGGAGUCGCCCUGGAAACGGCCCAUCGACCUGGCGCUCCUCCAGUUCCUGGCCGACGGCGACACGCAGAAGCUGCAGACGGUGUGGCUGACGGGAAUCUGCCGGAACGAGAAGAAGGAGGUGAUGAGCUCCAAGCUGGACAUCGACAACAUGGCGGGCGUGUUCUACAUGCUGCUGGUGGCCAUGGGCCUCAGCCUGCUGGUCUUCUCCUGGGAGCACCUGCUCUACUGGAAGCUUCGCCACUCCGUGCGCAAGUCAGAGCGCCUCGACUUCCUGCUCGCCAUCAGCAGGGGCAUCUACAGCUGCUUCAGCGGGGUGGAGGAGUCGGACCGGGACGGGAGCAUGCAGUCCCCGGACAUCACCGGGAGCUACUCGCAGGCCAACAUGCUGAAGAUGCUGCAGACGGCCAAAGACCUGGUGUCCUCUACGCGCGUGGAGGACUCGCUGGACCACGCCACCCGCGCCAUCGAGAGCUGGAGUCGCCGCGGCGACGGCAUCCGCGUGGGGGCCCCGCCCCCCCGAGUGCCGGCCCUGGAGAUGGACCUGGGCCGCCUGCCCUAUGUCUCCAGCGUUACCGCCAACCACUCCCCCGGCCCCCAGCGCGCCCAUCACUACGGCGACGGGCACGCCCACACCAUGGUGGAGCGGCACGGGGCCCUGGCGAGACCCACCCCCCUGCGCUACACCCUGCCCGCCCGCGGGACCCACCUGUACGACCGCACGCUGCCCGUGUCCAGCCUCAGCAGCCCCCACAUCGCCAUGAGGGACCCCCCCGCGCCUGCCGCCGCCGCCCCCCUCCAGGGGGGGGCGCUGUACAUGGAGUCGCCCCCGCUGCAGCCCGUCUCCCCCUUCAUCUCGUACCGGGACGUCCCGCUGUCGGAGGUGUACAUCGAGCAGGAGGGGCCCGUGGGGCGCAGACUGCACCCCGAUGGCCCCGCCCGGAAGAAGCGGUCCCACAGCUUCCUGGUGUCGGACCCGGACCCCCGCGGGAGGCCCGAUUAUGGCGGAGCGCCCGCCUGCUUCGCCGAGCUGAGAGCCAAUCACCUGCUGGAGAACCACGCCCCCACCAGCCUGCCCGGCAUGGGCGGGACCUACCCCCGCGGGCCGGGCCCCAGGUGCGGGUCGUGUGCCCGCCCGUACGCGGACCCCGAGCUGGACGAGCUGCCCCUGCUGGGGCGGGACAGGCUGAACCGCCGCGCCUCCUUCCUGCGGGCCACCUGGGGCGGCGACCGCAUCCGGCAGCUGGACGAGCCGCAGGGCGCCGCGGCCCGGAGCUCCGCCCCCGAGCGACCCGACCUGUUCCCCCGCGUGGUGGUGGCCAACCCCUCCCCAGGGAAGCUGUGCUCCAGGGCGGGGGCCGGGCUGUGCUACCCCGUCCCGACGGACCACGCCUACCCCAGCACCGGCCGGAGCGACCGGCACAGGGCCCACAGGUCGGCCCGCUCGCCCGCCGCCCGCCCCGCCGCCACCCGCCUGCCCUCGUACGGCGAGGCCAUCCUGCAGAACGCGGCGGCCCUGCGCCGGUCCUCCACCGUGGUGCACAGACAGUUCUCCACCUACCUGAACUCCUACGCCGACCUGCCCGUCUACCUGGGCCCCGCCCACUUCUACCAGCACUCGCGGGAGACCUGCGACCUGUUCCCCUGCGUGGGGCACUGCUCCUCCGACUCCGCCCUCCUGCCCCACCUCGCGGGCCGGCCGCUGGGGUACCACAACAGCGCCUUCGGGGGGUUCGAAGGGGCGGGGCGGCCGCGGGACGAGCCGCCGGUCACCCCCGGGGGGCGGGACAGGAGGCAGGUGCUGGUGGCCCGGGCAGUCAGCAGCCCCUACCUGCCCCGGCCCUGGGGCAGAAUCUCCAGCCUGGAGUCGGAGGUCUAAACCUGGACCCUCACCUGCAGCCUGGAGGCAGGGGCCUAAACCUGGACCCUCACCUGCAGCCUGGAGGCAGGGGGUCUAAACCUGGACCCUCACCUGCAGCCUGGAGGCAGGGGCCUAAACCUGGACCCUC
This is a messenger RNA of Anguilla rostrata (American eel), 5017 nucleotides long. Its product is annotated as glutamate receptor ionotropic, NMDA 2C-like. Gene Ontology annotation, biological process: monoatomic ion transport; excitatory postsynaptic potential; long-term synaptic potentiation. Gene Ontology annotation, molecular function: NMDA glutamate receptor activity. The transcript has 13 exons. The record is from RefSeq and is a predicted model, not a curated record. Gene Ontology annotation, cellular component: plasma membrane; NMDA selective glutamate receptor complex. Lineage: Eukaryota; Metazoa; Chordata; Actinopteri; Anguilliformes; Anguillidae. Bases 694 to 4887 code for a protein of 1397 amino acids.